CUUUGACCGUGUUCCUUAUUGAUCCUUAUCUAUAGGCACUUUUGGCUUCAGGCCUGACUCUCCGUCGGCCGUUACCCGCCAAUCACAUCAUUUUCAAUCCCCUUUAUCCUAGUCUAUUGGUAACCGUGCUUAACAAAAUACAAAUUCUUUUAUAUCCAUUAAAGAAUCUUUUGGAUGUGUUAUGCUUACGAUAUAUGUUCUCAAUAAGCCAUAAUGCCAUAUUGUGUUCAAUACACAAAUCAACUACUGGCCAAGUUUACCUUUGUUGGCCAACAUUAGGCUUUAAACCAUAAUACGAUACAUUUAAUCGCAGCGCCAGCUUACAUGAUAUGUUUUUAUGAAUAAUUACAUUCAUAGUCAUUGUUAAUAUGGUGAAUUAUUGCUGUAUUACAGAUUGUCAAACUCGUCGACUGAGUAACGUUAAAUGUUCCCUGUUUAAAUUUCCUAAAUGUGACUAUCUCCGGAAUGAAUGGAUACAAAUUGUUAACAAAAUCAAUGGUAAAUUAACAAAACCAACAUUUGUUUGUGAAAAACAUUUUGAUCCUGAAAAUGUAAUUCGAUCAUAUUCACUGGAAGAUUUGAUUAAUAAGAAUGAAGUAAGCAUCUAUACAAUUUUAAUUUAAGCAAUGCAUUUAACUUAUACACACUAAUUAAUUAUAUUAAGGUUGACUAUGUACCAAGACGGAAAAAACCAAGAUUGAGAGAAAACACAAUUCCGUCAAUUUUUAAAAAUAUCAACGAAAAUAAAACUGACGAACCUAGUUACAGUCAAUAUAGAAGUGGUCCUCUAUCUCUAUUACAGGUAUUAUAUUUAAAUCUACAUUAUUAUUAGGUUUACCUCUAAUUAAUUAAUCAUUUAUUUAAACUUUAUAGGAUUUAAUAAGAGAAGAAGUCUUGGAAGCGGGUCAGGAUAUAUUAUCACCACAAACGCCAGAUAGUUUGUGUGAAAAAGAAUUAAUUUGGUCCGAAGAAAAUUCUUGUACAACACAAUCCGAGCAUAUUGAUAAGACAUUAUUAGAGUCAGAGUUUACUUAUCAGGUAAUUAAUACUGUUGAUAUUUAAAUUAUAACAUAUUGAUACAAAUGCUAAUCAAAUAUCGUAUUAUUAUUAUUUUUUUUUUUUUUAGAAUAAAUUAAUUGAUUCAUUAUUGUCAUUACAAUUGUACCUAGAGUAUAUAAACUUGCCAUCAGGCUGGAACUUAUUUUCUGAUAAAACUGGCUUAAGUUUUUAUUUUUUGAAACAUGGCAUUACAAGCGGCAUUAAAUUAGAGAUUGAAAAACAAAUAGUUUUCACACAUGAUUCAAAAAUUAAUUACUAUGUUAAUAAUAAGCUGUUGGAAAAACAAAAUGACGAUUUAUUUAAUUUAGCUUAUGCUUUUCAAACACAAGAUCUAGAAAGAACACUCAGUAUAUUUUCUUCAAAAUGUGUUUGUGUAGGUGGGCCAAGCAAAAUAGAUUAUCCAGGUAGGUAUUCAUUAUUAUAUUUUUAUUUAUUUAAUAUUUUGUAAAAUAUUACAUGUGUACUUACUCAUAUAGAUACAUAAUUAGAAAUAAGGUUACAUUAAUCUACUCAUCUACAUUUCUUUAAAAUUAUAUGCGUUCAGCUCUUUGCUUUAUAUGUUAAUAUUCAGAUAAUUGUAUUUUUACUUGUAAUAAUUUAUUAAAAACAAAAAAUACUUAAGUUUAUACUACAUGAAGAAGAAAAUAACACAGUACUCACAAUUUAUAACAUUACAUUAUUAAUGUACGAGCAUAUAAUUCUAUUCUGUGGUACCAGCUACAAGUUAAAUUAUUUUAAUGUGUGAUACUAAUGUUCAUUGUUCAUUGAAAAAUGUUAAUACUGAUAAUUAUCAACUAAAUUGGCGAGAAGUUUAUAUUUGUAAAGCAGUAGGACAAAAAAGUGAAAUAAUUAAUAAACAUACAAUAUUUUGUAUUAUGGUGAAAUAUUUCAGACAUUAAACUCUAGUUUUAAAAGUUUUUAUUACCUAUUGAAAAAAAAAAUGAGUUUUUUAUUUUCAUAAGAGUAUGAAAUUUUCAUUUGUUUAUAAAUUAUAAACUUUAUAAGUUAUAGAUCGAUGCAUUUAGCGGUUCUUGUGUUUAAAAUUUAAAUGCCUCCAUAAGGAUGCUGUAAUGUGUAAAUUAGACUUAUCCCUUGAGAAAAUCUCUACAGAAUAAUUACAUAUAGUGUAAUUAUUUUUACUUAGAUCUAUAUUAAAAUGAUCUCAAACAUAUAUUUUAAUAAGUAAAUUAUUAUAAUCAUGUACUUUAGUGAAUCUCAAAAACACUAAAUGGUUAAAAAUUAUUGACAUUUUGUUCUUAUUAUACAAAAUAUAAAUAUAAAUAGCUCAUAAACCCAUGUAAUUGAAAUUGCAUUCAGAUUACCUUUACAGUGACACUGUCACGAUGGUAAGCAAAUAUGUAUUAAUAACAAUAAUGCUGAAAAAUAAAGUGAAAUAAAAAUGGAUAACUUAAAAAAUUGUUUAUAGUUAUGAGCUAUAAUUUUAACUUUGUACUUUAACCAAACUACAAGGAUCAAUUCCUAAUAAUAUUUGUUUAGUUAUGAUUUUUAAACGACUUAAUUAAUCUUUUAUAGGAAUCACUGACAAAUAUGGAGAAAUAGAUUCAAAUAAUAUAUGGUAUCAUUCGUACUGUCCUAAAAUAGUAGAACCGAAUAAGGAAAGAUGUAAUUUUUGUACAAAUUUGGUCUAUAGAUUUAGUGCUCACAAAUUGGACCAAAAUGGAAAGUGAAAAAUAACAAAAAAUUAGGUAUGUAAUAUUGAAUUGAAUAGAUUAUAUUACAUUAAUAGAUUAUACAAAAAAUUAAUAAUUUUUGACAAUACAAUAGAUUAUGUAUUAAUUUUAGAACAAAUUCAAAGUUUUAACAAAUCUAAAACUGCAUCAUGAUGAAGAUAAAACAGUUAUAUUUAACAUAUUAUUGAGGACUUUGAAAAAUGAUCAAAACUACAAUGACCAAUAUUAUGAACAUAUCUAGUAUUUGAAUGCAUCAUAAUAUUAUUAUAUUUAAUUAUUUUAAAUUCUAAGCAAAGUGAAGAAUGUAUUAGUUUUACAGUGAUGUUAAUUUAUUAUCUGUCAUUAAGUUAAAAUGUUCAUAGAGACUUGAAAUGUAGACAAAAUAUUUAAGUAAUUUUUGAGCUAUUUGUAGAUAUUUUAAUUAUAACCAUGGCCAAAAGAAAAGUUAACUUCAUUCGUGAAUGAUGAGUUAUUGUUAUAUUUAUCAGGUCCAAUUUUCUGAAGUUAUGCAGGAAAGAUAUGAAAACUGUAUUUCCUAUGCUUUAAAAAUAAGCACUUAUAUGUUUCACUAUGGUUGGAGCAUUCAUUCCUAGUGAUUAAUUAUUUUCAAAAGCUGGAGAGUAUCAUCACCAAAAUCAAGAAUCUCAGGUUUACACCUUCAAAAAAUACUAAUUUUAUUAAAUUUACCAAAGAAUAUUCUUUUUAUUACCUGUGUUUUUUUGUUUUAUAUUGUGUAAUUUUUUUAUUAGCAAAACAAUAAAAUAAAAAAUUAAUUUUGAAAACAUGACACUCGUGAUGAAUUUUUUUUUUUAUCUAUGUAUAAC
Molecule: messenger RNA, 3574 nt
Organism: Cinara cedri
Lineage: Eukaryota; Metazoa; Arthropoda; Insecta; Hemiptera; Aphididae
Source: the annotation of a GenBank genome assembly